CACGAACUGUUCACUUCAUCAAGGUCAUGGGUAAUUUAGUAGAUGCCCAACGGCUAUCGACACGAUUUCUUUCGAUCGGUAUAUCGUACCAAAUGUUUUCUCUAGAAACUAUUUGUGAUAUCACAAUCUUACGACGGUAGACGCCAUGCAGAAUACACUUUCUAUUUUACGGUUACUGUUGCUUUGCGGGCUUCAGCAUGCAGAUGGACAGAGAAGGACCGCGCCCCGGAGGACGACAGUGGAAGGUGGUACGUAUGGAACCGAAACCUUCCCAACAGAGCCUCCGACUACUCCCAUGCUAACGACCACAUCAGCAGCGAAAGUUGCAGCCCUGCCGCAACCUGCUCAGCUACCUCCUCCUCGACCCGCGGCAUCUGUUGGACAAUGGAAUGCACAGCCUGUAGCCCAACUACCGGUACUGCCUUCUCAACCAGCCGGCCUACCUUCUUUUCCGGGCCUCCCUGACCUUCCGCCGCAACCAGCCGGAUUUCCUGCAUCCGGAUUACCGCCUCUACCCGGUUUCCCAGCCGGUGUCGGUGCACCGUUCGCGCCCGGUAUUAUGGCCAUCCCUGGCGCGGUACAACUACCAUCGGCGGCAUUUGCAGCAAGACCAGCUGGACCUCCAGUAACAACGACAACCGAGCGAUAUGACGAUGACGCCGGUAUGCUACCCAACCUUCCAGUAGAUAAAACGCCUGUUGUAUCGUUAUGCGAAGAAGUGGAGGAGAUUCUCCCACCGGGGACCACCCAGGAAGAGUGCUUUACAGCCGAUCCAAUUCAGCUGCGAUACUGGCAACCAUAUCGCGCACUGAGGAAUAUUAAGUGCAAAUACGGAAAUGAUACCGCUCCACCCCAAAACUACAAGGACCGUUGCGGUGCUGCCUACAAAGGAGCAACUUGCGUGCAGAAGUAUCAGCAAUUCGUCGUUUUGGCUGCGAUGGGUCCUGCGGCGUCAGGGUGGUCCUGCGUACGGCUCGGCAGCGGAUGUUCAUGUAGCGUUAGAGCAGUUAAACGUUUAAGAAUGACUGACUUCGAACAGCGCACUGACUUGCGUGAAUUUAUGCGCAGUUAAAUGUUUGUUUUAUAAUCACGGACGCGAAAACACAGAAACUUUACCCAAAAAAAAUGUUGUCAUCUCUCGCUUACAAUAGCAAAAUAAAACUAUUCACUUGUGACGUCUCUUUUUUACCAU
Paramacrobiotus metropolitanus is the source of this 1192-nucleotide messenger RNA. RefSeq names its product protein diaphanous homolog 1-like. The transcript is spliced from 3 exons. The coding region runs from base 146 to 1072 and encodes 308 amino acids. Lineage: Eukaryota; Metazoa; Tardigrada; Eutardigrada; Parachela; Macrobiotidae. The record is from RefSeq and is a predicted model, not a curated record.